Molecule: messenger RNA, 727 nt
Organism: Brassica napus (rape)
Lineage: Eukaryota; Viridiplantae; Streptophyta; Magnoliopsida; Brassicales; Brassicaceae
Product: kinesin-like protein KIN-5B
Exons: 4
Coding region: 104-565 (153 amino acids)
Source: RefSeq, a predicted model, not a curated record
UGUUAUGUGUUCUCUAGGACAAAACCCAACAGAGGCCGAGCUACAAGACGUGUGAUCAACGAGUCGACGCAGAUGGAAACGGCACCAUCGACUUAAUGUCACAAUGGGGGACAUGGCGAAAGAAAAUAACAAGCUGCACGAUGAAUUUGCAUCUACUUUCGCCACACCGAAUGCUAACUUUGUCACUAGGACUAAUGAACUUCACUCAGCUGUCAAUGACUCGCUGAUGCAAGACCGUGAGAACAAAGAAGCAACGGAUGCUAUAGUGACAACUUCAAUGAAGCAGGUCACGUUAUUGCAAGAGAAGCAUGGACAAGCUGUAUCAAACAUUAGAGACAAAGCAGAACAGUCUCUCAUAAAAGACUAUCAGGUUGAUCAGCGCAUGAACGAGACGCCAGAGAAACUAGCUAUAAUCGUGCCAAGCUUGGCGUCAAUUGAGGAGAUGAGGACUUUGUCUCCGAAGAAUAUUCUCAGUGAAGAUGCCUCAAGCAUGGAGAAAAGAUCAGCUAUACAGGGACAAGACGAAGCUAACAACAGAGCUCCAUUCUUGAAAGUAAACAUAUGAUUGAUUUGAUAAAAGAGGUGCCCGCUCUGGCAGUUGAGUUCAUCAACUGGAUGAGUCUAGCAGAGUAUGAGUGUGUAAAGGUGAUAUGAUUGUAGUACGCAAGCUUAUUUUGUUCUGGAUUAGUUUGUUGCCUAUGGACCGGUUCAAUUUGGUUAAUCUUCU